This is a messenger RNA of Stereum hirsutum FP-91666 SS1, 1639 nucleotides long. Its product is annotated as nucleoside hydrolase. Bases 25 to 1356 code for a protein of 443 amino acids. The transcript has 8 exons. NCBI's taxonomy places the organism in Eukaryota, Fungi, Basidiomycota, Agaricomycetes, Russulales, Stereaceae. The record is from RefSeq and is a predicted model, not a curated record. Gene Ontology annotation, cellular component: cytosol. Gene Ontology annotation, biological process: purine nucleoside catabolic process. Gene Ontology annotation, molecular function: purine nucleosidase activity.
CGCUUUUCAACAACAACGCACAUAAUGCCUACUGUGAAUUUGAGUCGGCCUAAAAUCCCGGUCAUUAUCGACACUGAUCCCGGUGUUGAUGAUACCGUGGCAAUACUUAUGGCUCUGACAUCCCCCGAACUCGAGAUCUUGGGUUACACUAUCUCUUUUGGCAAUACGGACAUGGAUGCAUCAUAUUCAAACAUGUACAGAAUCUAUCAGGCUGUCCAGAAAGAGCUGGAGCAGAACCCCGAAGCACGCUCUCGCUUCCCUGGGUUCUUCCAAAUGCGUAAGCCUUUUCUUGCUAGAGGCGCCCAGGGGCCACUUGGUGGCGAGCUUCACACGGCUCAAUACUUCCACGGUCGAGAUGGUUUGGGAAAUGCCACGCAAACUCACCCUGAUAUAAACGUCCCAUUAUCCGUGAUCGAGUCUCAGACGCACCCACAAUUAGAGCCUACGAAUCGACCAGGGUUUCUGGUCGGUCUUGACAUGCUGCGCGAAUUUCCAGCAAGGGAGAUCACGUAUAUCGUUCUUGGGCCAAUGACGAACCUUGCUCUUAUGAUGCGCGAGGACGCGCAAUGCGUGCGCGACAAUAUAGGACGGGUGGUGGUAAUGGGUGGCGCUUUAGAUGUGCCCGGGAAUACGAGCCCCGUCGCAGAAUUCAACUUCUUUGCGGAUCCAUAUGCAGUUACAGAGCUGCUCGAGCAACGUCCCUCUGGCGAACUACCACCGCCACAUCAAGGCCUUCCACUUUCUCGAGUACUCAUCCUGCCUCUCGAUAUAACCACUCCUCAUGAGCUAUCCUUCCCACUUUAUGCCCAACGGAUCGACACCGGUUUCCGACCCGACCAACCUUCGAUCGCGGCUGGCAAGUCUCCGAUAAUACAUUUCUCUAGCGCUUUCCUUCAGCGUACGAGGGAGGUAAUGCUCGAGUUUGGUAAUGAUGCGAUGGAGUUGCAUGAUGUGGUGGCAGUGUGGGCUGCUGCGAAGAAUCCACCGGUGAAAGAUGACGCUGAGGAGGUCGAUCUCGGAUUAAUGGAAGGAUGGAACGCCACACGGAGGAAGUUCGCCAUGGAACGUACGGGAGAGCUGGCGCGUGGGAUGUGCAUCGUCGACAGAAGAUUUGACGAACGCGCCUAUGCUCCUGGUGCGAAUCGUGCAGAAGUCCAAGAAGCUCUGGAUCGCGAACAUAUCAAGCAUGGUCCAUUCGAGUCGACUGCCGUUCCCGCCCAAGUUGAGGUAGAAAAUCAAGCACAGAUGGAGUCGCUCAUGAAGGGAAGUGAAGGCGUUCCUGUCGUGACACGUACGCCGGGGUCGGAUGCCCUCGUUCAGAUUUUGUUCGAGAGAAUAUGGGGAGUGAAGGAUUGAUGUGGUGGGAGAGCUACGCUCUCAGAGAAGGAUAGGCAAUCGUAUAAUCUUUUUUUUAAAUGAUUACUGUCUUUUUCGACCAUCGCGACCAGCUGCUUGGUUCGAUUUGCUACGGUGAUGAUCAGUUCGGCGCCGGAGCCGAGCAUCACCGUGACGCUCGAAGCAUCAGAUCGAGGUCAAAAUAGCCCUCUCUUUCCCCACCGCAGGUAUAAAGAGCUUCGCUAAAUGAGGAGCAGCUCUAGCCCUCUUCCUCACACUUCCCCUCCUUCGCUAUGUAUAAGCG